AUGUGUGAAAUAGUUGUCAACGAUUUGUUUGAUGAGAUUAUCAAUGAAAACAAUAGACUUUGCAAUCAAUUGGUGUUUGCAAUGAAAUGUUUGGAUGUUUUGCAAACAUUUGAGACAUUUAUUAGAAAAGUGAUGACAUUUAAGACAAUUAUCAUUAAUGAACAACAAUUGUCAUCACAAGACAUACAAACAUUGGAUCAAUUGGACAAUCAAUUGACAGAUGUGUUGACACAAUUAAAGAAAAAAUCGGCGCAAAGUAUAAAACCAUAUGAAAAACAACUGAUUACUGGAAAUGUGGAUCAAUUGAGUGGUAAAGAGUUGAUUAAGAAUUCAGGAGUUAAUAUCAAUAAACGAUUAACAGUUAAUCCAAUUCGUGUCAAAACAUUUAAAUUAACGACAAUUGAUAACAAUUGUAGUCAACAAUCACAUGAAAAUGAUAGACAAACACAACAAAUGACUGAUAAUUUACAUGAAAAGCAAUUUCCGUGUUUUGAAAUUAAUUGUGAUUAUAAAAGUUGUGAUAUUUCCGGACUCAUCAGUCAUCUGAAGACAUGUCAUUCGAUUAUUCGUUUUCAGUGCACUCACGAGGAAUGUAAUCAACUGUUUGCUGACCAAUACUUUCUUAACAAACAUUUACAGACAAAACAUAACAUAUUUAUUAAUAAAGUUAACAAACAGUUAGAGAAAAAACUCAAUACAAUGACUGAGAAAAGUCAAGAAAAUCAAAUACAAGUCAAACAAAUACCGAUUGAAUGUACUAAUGAAGGAUUCAAAUGCUGUCGUUGUCCACACAUUAGCAAUACUUUAGAUAAUUUGGUUAAACAUUUGAAGACAAAACACUCAAUCAAUUGUAUUAAAUGUAUGGACAAAGAAUGUAAUCAAUUGAUUGUUUGUUAUCCUAAUGUCCAGAAACAUCUCUGUAAUAAACAUAAGGAUAAUAAAGGAGUCAAUAUAUCUAAAGGAAAGAGAAAACAAUCAAAAAUGACGACAAAAGCUGUCACUGGAGAUGAUGUGCAACAAAACAGAGACGUCGUCGAAGAGUUGCAUAUAAGAGAUGUGGAUCAACCUAUUGAUUGGGAACUACAGACUCUGAGACCACAAUUGAUAAAAACAACAAAAACCUAUAGUAAAGUUGUUAAAACUAUUGUUAAAUUACCAGUGAUGAACAAUGGAUCAGUUGAUAACAAUGUUUUAGCAGACAAUUGUCAUAAUCAGACACCAAAAGUUAAGAAAUAUAACUAUGAAAAUCAGUUUAAAUGUUUUCGUUGUUUUCAUAGUUUCGGUAAUAUUAACAAAUUUAUUAGUCAUCUGAAAACACAACAUUCAAUUAGUCUUAUAAAGUGUACGAAUAAAGACUGUUAUCGUCUAUUAAAUGAUGAAAAUGAACUUCAAAAGCAUUUAUUGACACACAUUGAGACAGUUAUUCAAAAUGAACCACAAAUACCAGUAUCGGUACCAUUAGUUAACAAACAGACUGUCGAUAAUCAGAAAAGAUUUAAAUGUUAUUAUAUAGACUGUGGCCAACAGUUUCUAAGUAAAGUAAGUUUGAGUCAACACCUCUUCAGUAGUCACGUGCGAGAUGAUGAUGAUUGCAAUAAUAUUGCUGUUAAUGUCAACAAUGCUAUCACCAGCGAUGACAUAACACUGCCGACAAAUGAAUUGUCACUAUCGGAUCAGAUUAUGUCCAAAGAUGAAAUAUUAGUCAAUACAGGAGUAAAUUUGUCAGUCAUGGACGAGACUAUGACUAGUAAACCAAAUUCACAACCAGUUUAUAAACCAUACAAAUGUGAUUACGAAGAUUGCAAUUAUUCAGCCGUCUAUAAUGCGUCCGUUGCUAGACAUCGGGAAAUUCAUGAUCGACCACACGGUAAUCCUCGACCAUAUAAAUGUCCGCACGAGUCAUGCGGCAUACGAUUUGUCACCCUUCAGUCAAUGGACCUACACCUGAGACAAAUUCACACCACUAACCGGCCGUUCCGAUGCGGUUAUACUGGUUGUACCUAUAGAGCAGCCGAUAAAUUGGUUUUGAAGCGCCACAUGCGUUACCAUACAAAUCCACCGAAACGGCCGACUACACUAUUGUACUGCAAAUGGCCCGGAUGUAAGUACAAGACAAUACAUGCGGCCUCAUUGACUACACAUCGGUUGGUUCACAGUACUGAACGCAAUUGGCCGUGCAGUUGGCCCGGUUGUGACUAUCGGGCCAAACGUAAAAGUGAUUUGGAAAGUCAUACGACAACGCAUACCAUUAUCGAUAAUAACGUUGUGUGCGAUUGGCCUGAAUGUGGCAAACAGUUCCGGACUAUAAAUGCUAUGCGCGUCCAUCAGAUCAUACAUAAGGGACAACUAAUAUCGUGUGAAUGGGAGGGCUGUCGGUAUAAAAGUAUACGUAAAGAUAAAAUCAAACGACACAUGAAUACUGUGCACUUGAAAUUGAAACGAAAAUCGUAA
Oppia nitens is the source of this 2451-nucleotide messenger RNA. RefSeq names its product zinc finger protein 845-like. The coding region runs from base 1 to 2451 and encodes 816 amino acids. Gene Ontology annotation, molecular function: RNA polymerase II cis-regulatory region sequence-specific DNA binding; DNA-binding transcription factor activity, RNA polymerase II-specific. Lineage: Eukaryota; Metazoa; Arthropoda; Arachnida; Sarcoptiformes; Oppiidae. Gene Ontology annotation, biological process: regulation of transcription by RNA polymerase II. Gene Ontology annotation, cellular component: nucleus. The transcript has a single exon. The record is from RefSeq and is a predicted model, not a curated record.